UUGCAGCAUUGCUGCUCAGCAUUGUCUUCCUCAUUCUGGUUUACGAGCUGUUUAUCAUGGACAAGGUGAGUCCUGACUUUUUACCUUUUCAGUUCCUAAGCCAAAGAAUAAACUGGAGAAAAUCACCGGUUGUGUCCCCUGAAACAAACGUGUCUCUGCCGACGGUAAACUUCUUUCUGGACAACACCACGCUCUUUGCGACGCUUAACGUUGUCCCGCACAACAACUUCAACAUCCUGACUGCACUGACCAGUACAUCGUCGUCCACCGGUCAUCCUGUCACAACUCCUACUAAAGGUCACGUGUCGCACAGCUCCUACACCUUCCCAGGUGGCACAAAUAAAACUGGAGUCACUGUACCGUCGGACCCGCUCAUCGCAACCAAAGUGUUGUGUAUCAGUUUCAAAGGCCGACUAGGAAACCAACUCUUUCAGUACGCAUCCGUUUUGGGCAUAGCUCUAAAGACGAAGCGGAUACCUGUUUAUUUGGGGAAGACUCUUCUGUCGGAUGUGUUAAGAAACACUUCACUGAUUGACACUUCUUCUCGCUACGCAGAUCGGUGUAAGAACUUCUUUCUGAAGGAAGAAGGUAGUUGUAAGUUUUUCCCGAAGUAUUUCGAGCUGGACUCUAAGAGAGAUUACAGGAUCGGAGAGUAUCUUCAGUCCUGGCGAUAUUUCGCCCAGCACGAAGCGGAAGUACGUCACGCGUUGACGUUCAAGGACACGAUUGUGUCCCAAGCUCAUCAAACGGUCGACUAUCUAAGAAAGAAAUUCAAUCGGACGCUGACAGGUAUCCAUGUACGCAGAGGAGACUAUCUAAGGUAUUCAGAUGGUAGAUACAAGACAGCACCUGUAGAAUACCUGUUGCAUGCCAUGGACUACGUCCGAAAAAGAUUCCGUGACGUCGUUUUUGUCGUUUCUUCGGAUGACCUCGAAUGGUGUAGUCAGCAGUUUGCCAACAAAAUUGACGUCACAUUGCUGCAGCAUCAGUCAUCGCCUGCCGUUGUCAUGAUGAUUCUUGCGUCACUGGAUCACAUGAUCAUGACGGUGGGGACCUACGGGUGGUGGGCGAGUUUUUUGAACCCCGGGAUUACCGUCUACUAUCGAGACUUUGUUAAUCCGGGUAAAUAUCUAUCACGCUAUAACCCAAACGGAACGGACCACUACCGUCCGGACUGGAUUUCCUUGUCCUGACUUUAAUCAGUUGCCCACAGCGUUUAAAGGUUCACUGACAAUAAUAUUAAUAUUUUUAUAUUAUUACUGUUAUAUCAUUAUUAUCUUUAUUUAAUACUAUCGUCUUGAGUCUCGCAUAGUAACACUACAAAGUCUUAACGGGGGCAGAAAUGUGCCCCUUACCUGCUAAGUUUUAAAUUAACCCAUAUGAAGACAUUUGUUCUAAGUAUGUACUGUGAACACCCAUGUAAAUAAAACAUAAACAAAUAAUCAUUUCAGUCUCAUUGUUAAAAAUAUUUUAGGAGAAUGCAGCAAAAUGUCUUAUAUUUUUUUUCUGUACAUAUUUUCAAUUUUGUUGUGGUUUAAUUGCUGAUAGACUACUUUUUAAAAAAAUGGCAUAGCGCUCUUCAAAAAUUUAACUUAGUUUUACUUUUCCGUUUUCUUUGCCUAAAGAUACGUGAUAAUUAAAUCAUUACUAACAAUUUCUCAUUUUUUUUCUUAGAACUCUUUUCAUGUAAGUGUACCUCAAACCACAAUAUCCCUAGUCAGCUCAGAAACGUAUGUCUUUUGUCUUUGUAACCUCUAGUACAAACUUCAAAGUUUCUUUACUCGUAAGAGAUAAAGAGAACUAGACUACCCUAUAUACCAACCUUGCUG
Messenger RNA from Pomacea canaliculata, 1829 nucleotides. Its product is annotated as galactoside 2-alpha-L-fucosyltransferase 2-like. NCBI's taxonomy places the organism in Eukaryota, Metazoa, Mollusca, Gastropoda, Architaenioglossa, Ampullariidae. Gene Ontology annotation, biological process: carbohydrate metabolic process. The transcript has a single exon. Gene Ontology annotation, cellular component: membrane. Bases 57 to 1193 code for a protein of 378 amino acids. Gene Ontology annotation, molecular function: galactoside 2-alpha-L-fucosyltransferase activity. The record is from RefSeq and is a predicted model, not a curated record.